This is a messenger RNA of Ipomoea nil (Japanese morning glory), 2141 nucleotides long. RefSeq names its product F-box/LRR-repeat protein 17-like. The record is from RefSeq and is a predicted model, not a curated record. The coding region runs from base 105 to 1877 and encodes 590 amino acids. Lineage: Eukaryota; Viridiplantae; Streptophyta; Magnoliopsida; Solanales; Convolvulaceae. Gene Ontology annotation, molecular function: protein binding. The transcript is spliced from 11 exons.
CCGCGCCUUACCCACCACUUCCGCGCUCUUUAUUUUCGUCCCAAAUCUAAUCACUCUUCCACCUCCCCCAACACGUUUCAACUUCCUCCGCCCAAAACCCCCAAAUGCACGGCCACCUCCCGCACCCCGCCACGCCCACCUCCGACGUCGCCUUGCCCAAGCGCGGCGGCAAGAAGCGGGGGAACUAUAACUGCGGCCGAUGCGGUCUUCCGAAGAAAGGCCACGUUUGCCAUCUCCCUAAGGAUUAUACUACUCCCACCUCCGAUGUUACGGCUCUCAGCGACGCCACCUCCUCCGCCUCGCCGUCCCCUCUCUCUUCCGCCCUCCCGCAGCUGCUGCCUCCCCCUCCGUCCAGCCAGCCUGGCUCCCGGCUCCGGCGAGCUCUGUCGUUUGACGACGUUGAUGUCAGUGAAUCGCCUGGAUCUGACGAGGAGGAGGAGGACUUUGAGUUUUUGGAUCUAGGUGGGUCCGGGAAUUUGCCUUUCGCUUGCGCCUGGGAGGUGCUCAGGAGGUUGCCUCCGCCGGCGUUGUUAUCCGCGGCGAGUGUGUGUAGGGGAUGGAGGGAUACGGCUAGGCGGCUGUGGAGAGCGGCGGAGGAGCUCAGACUUAGAGUUCCAGCUAAGGCUCAGAUUGGACACGUCAGAUCGUUGCUGCAGAAGUGCCCUGGGCUCGUAAGACUUUCUCUUAGAAUGGAAAGUGAUGUUGAUGCUACGAUGCUGGCCUGCAUUGCUUUUUCUUGCCCUAAUCUGGAAUCCUUGGAGAUCUUUUCAUCCAAUACCUCAGUAAAUCGGAUUACUGGGGAAGAACUAGGACAUUUUGUUUCUGAUAGAAAAUGCCUUACCAAUCUCAAGAUGGAAGGGUGCUCUAAUCUUGGUGGUUUCAGUCUUUGUUCAACUAAGCUUUCUACCCUUUGGCUUUCAGGACUCCGUUGUCUCUCUAAGACGGUGUUCAACUGCCCUAGUCUGAAGGAAAUUUCACUAGAUUUUUCUCCUGAGGAGAAUGAUAGCACUGACCUUUCUGCCGUGGUGGAGGGCCUUGGAAGAGGCUGCCCCAGACUACAAACCAUUCACAUUGCUUCUGCUCGUCUUUCACAUGCUGUUGUACUUGCACUAACAGCAGCAAAUUUGAGGGGGUUGCGGAUGCUUUCUCUUGUAAUGGGGUCUGAAAUAACUGAUGCAUCUGUUGCAGCUAUUGCUUCAAGCUACUCAAGCCUUGAGCUACUUGAUCUUAGUGGGUCUAGCAUAAGUGACAGUGGCAUUGGAAUGAUAUGCAAUGUUUUUCCAGAGAAUUUGUCCAAACUUCUCCUUGCACUUUGUCCAAAUAUCACUUCAAGUGGAAUCCAAUUUGCCGCAGCUCAAUUACCUAAUCUAGAGAUCAUGGACUGUGGAAUGACCAUAUGUGAUCCAAAUCCAGACAGCGAAAACCCUGAGGCAAAUGGUGAUCAUGAUGUACAGAAAAUGCCCAACAGCAGACAGCACCUUGUAUAUCAAAAGUUGAUUAUUAAACACAACAGGUUGAAGAAACUAAGCUUAUGGGGUUGCUCUGGUUUAGAUGCAUUAUACUUGAAUUGCCCAGAACUUAAUGACCUAAACCUAAAUUCUUGCAGUAAUUUGCAACCAGAGAGAUUGUUACUUCAAUGUGCCAAUUUGGAAAAUGUUCACGCAUCGGGUUGCCAUGAGAUGCUGGUUGAGACCAUUCAAAAUCAGGUAUGCAGCAGUGAUUUCAUGGCAGUGGAAAACAAUAUUCCUUGCAAACGCCUACCUGAUGGCUCCAAAAGGAUACAAGUACCUCACUUGUUCACCCCACAGCCAUCGGACGGUGAGAAGAAAAAGAGGAAGAUUUCAAGAAGCAGGUGUGCUGUGCUUGUAGAUACUUAGCCUAAUAUGCCCCAGUCCCCAUGCAUUGUUGUUAUUAUUAUUUAUAGGCUGUAAUAGCCGUAGUUGUAUCCCUUUCCCAAACUUGGCCUAAAAUAUCUGAGCGAUCUGAGGCUAACGUAUGUUUGCCUGAUCAUUGUAAUUUUUUUUUUAAUUAAAUAAACCAAACUGCAAUAUUCAGAUAGGGAACUGAUUAAAGAUUCAAAGGCCAUUGCCUUGCCUUGUACUGUUGUCUCCUCUCCCGUUAAUAAAUAACUUAUUAAAAUC